Molecule: messenger RNA, 1074 nt
Organism: Anopheles marshallii
Lineage: Eukaryota; Metazoa; Arthropoda; Insecta; Diptera; Culicidae
Product: PR domain zinc finger protein 5-like
Exons: 3
Coding region: 1-1074 (357 amino acids)
Biological process (GO): regulation of transcription by RNA polymerase II
Cellular component (GO): chromosome; nucleus
Molecular function (GO): zinc ion binding; chromatin insulator sequence binding
Source: RefSeq, a predicted model, not a curated record
AUGGCAAAUACUUCGCAGGAAAUGUUCAAUAUUUGUCGCUUCUGUUUGUGCCAGGACGAAGCAUAUUUAAUUCCUUUAACAAGUUUGUCAGAAUUUGCAAUCACCAUGCAAGAUUUAGUGCUUUUUAGCGGUAUACAGAUAAAUGCGGACCAAACAGGGACAUACGCAAUGUGUCUGGAAUGUACAAACAAAUUGAAAAUUUCUGCCACCUUCCGGAAUACCUGCCUAAGUAAUGACGCUCUUUUUCAAGAGCUAUGCGCCGUCUUGGCUGCCAGUGCUGAAUCAACGCGGGAUGAGACUGUUGAAUAUUUAGAAAGUGAUGAUAUUGUUGCGGACACGGAUUGUUUGGACAGAUUCGAUGAUGAAUCUAUGGAAUAUUAUUCCGACAAAUGGAGUCCAAAGAGUAACCAGGAAGUCUUGUACGAGGAAGAGUACAUACAAGAAUAUCUGCAAGACACAAUUCCAAACGUUAGUGAAGAGCUCGUGGCCGAGGAUGACUUUUCAUACUCCGCUAACUAUAUCGAACUCGGUGAAUCAUUGCCGGGUGAUGACGAAUCCGGAACAGAUAAUUUUGGUCGGCCAUUUUACGAUAAUAUAGCCAAGAGGUCACACUUUGUUAAACGCAAGGGAGAUAUUCCGCUGCCUGCUAUAAUGCACGGUGAUGCUCCCAAUCCGAUCAAAACAGAUUACGACUGGUUUGAAAAAGAUCGUCCAACUGGCAAACGCAAACAACAUCUUUGUGACACGUGCGGUUUAUUGACGAAUCAUCUGAAAAGUCACACAGUAAACCAUCUGAAGGAUUUCGGCGAAACAUGUCCCCAUUGCUCGAAAAAAUUCAAACAUAAAACCAACUUAGUAUCGCACAUCAAAACUGUACAUUUGAAGAUGAUAGGGAAAACAUGUUCCAUCUGUGGGAAAGGCUUUAUCCACCAUAAAACCUACAAAUAUCAUAUGCUUACCCAUCAAAGUGAGGGGAAAAGAUUCGAAUGCAAGGCAUGUUCCAAAACGUUCGUGAACGCUGUUUACUUGAGAGACCAUUUCAAUAGACUGCAUAACAUUGCACGGAAGAACUGA